AGAAUAAAAAAGAGGAGAGGAGAGGGGAGAAGAAGAACACCCUCCCGAUCCCACACCCACCCCCGGCCUCCCCUCCCCCUCCCUUGGGUAGGCCGAAUCCGGACCCCCCAACGCGCGCAGCGGGACGAGGACCGACGGGCGGGCGGCACAGAGAGGCCGGGGGUGAUGAAUUGUUACGCUGCAUGGACGGAGCAAGCGAGGAGCCGCUCCACAAGGACUAUUACAAAGUUCUGGAGGUUGAUUAUGAUGCAUCUGACGACAACAUCAAAUUGAGUUACAGAAGACUAGCGUUGAAGUGGCACCCCGACAAGCAUAAGGGCGAGGAUGAUGUUACAGCUAAAUUUCAGGAGAUCAACGAGGCUUACAAAAUUUUAAGUGAUCCAGUUACACGGCUUGAGUACGACUUUUCUGGCUGUUACGAGGUCAAUCAAUAUACUGCACGUGAGUACCUUUCAAGAUUCAAGGGAAUGAUUCUUACCUGCAAUGGCCUUGGCAUAGAGCAUUCUUCAAAAUGGGCGCGACAUUUGAGGGAAUGGGAGCCCCAUUGAUCAAUAGGUACAACAUGUUUAUUCCCGAACUUGUUCGGUAGUGUCUCUGAUGGCGAUUGAACAUGUAUUUUGUUCUUCUGUAACCCCGCAAUGGAACCUGUCAUGUGCCCUUGCACUGGUGCUAGAAAGAGAUGCAUGUUUGCUAUUUCCAA
Molecule: messenger RNA, 700 nt
Organism: Hordeum vulgare subsp. vulgare (domesticated barley)
Lineage: Eukaryota; Viridiplantae; Streptophyta; Magnoliopsida; Poales; Poaceae
Product: chaperone protein DnaJ-like
Exons: 6
Coding region: 183-548 (121 amino acids)
Cellular component (GO): nucleus; cytoplasm
Source: RefSeq, a predicted model, not a curated record